Messenger RNA from Daucus carota subsp. sativus, 1543 nucleotides. Its product is annotated as polyubiquitin. Lineage: Eukaryota; Viridiplantae; Streptophyta; Magnoliopsida; Apiales; Apiaceae. The record is from RefSeq and is a predicted model, not a curated record. Gene Ontology annotation, cellular component: cytoplasm; nucleus. The transcript has 2 exons. The coding region runs from base 159 to 1304 and encodes 381 amino acids. Gene Ontology annotation, molecular function: protein tag activity; ubiquitin protein ligase binding. Gene Ontology annotation, biological process: modification-dependent protein catabolic process; protein ubiquitination.
CUAUUCGGACGUUCUAGAACCAAUAUUUUGCCCACCCCAAAUAUAUAAAUACGUAUCUCGGGUUGCUUUAAAAUUAUCUUAUAUAUGCUCUUGUAAAAUUUUUAAACCUACAUAUUCAUACAUAACUCUCUCUCUCGUUUUGAUCAACGAUUUUCAAGAUGCAGAUCUUUGUGAAGACUCUUACCGGGAAGACCAUCACUCUUGAGGUAGAAAGCUCAGACACCAUUGACAAUGUCAAGGCUAAGAUUCAAGACAAGGAAGGUAUCCCUCCAGAUCAGCAGAGGCUUAUCUUUGCUGGUAAACAGCUUGAGGAUGGUCGCACCUUAGCUGAUUACAAUAUUCAGAAGGAAUCCACCCUUCAUUUGGUUCUUCGUCUACGUGGUGGCAUGCAGAUAUUUGUUAAGACACUUACUGGCAAGACAAUCACCCUAGAAGUUGAAAGCUCUGACACUAUUGAUAAUGUCAAAGCUAAGAUCCAGGACAAGGAGGGCAUCCCCCCAGACCAGCAGAGACUCAUUUUUGCUGGCAAGCAGCUGGAAGACGGUCGCACCCUUGCUGACUACAAUAUCCAGAAGGAAUCAACCCUUCAUUUGGUGCUCCGUCUACGUGGUGGAAUGCAAAUCUUUGUCAAGACCCUUACUGGAAAGACAAUCACCUUGGAAGUAGAGAGCUCCGAUACGAUCGACAAUGUUAAGGCAAAGAUCCAAGACAAGGAGGGAAUUCCUCCAGAUCAGCAGAGGUUGAUAUUUGCUGGGAAGCAGUUGGAGGACGGAAGGACCUUGGCAGAUUACAACAUUCAGAAGGAAUCCACUCUUCAUUUGGUAUUGAGGCUGAGGGGUGGAAUGCAGAUUUUUGUGAAGACUUUGACAGGAAAGACCAUCACGCUAGAGGUGGAGAGCUCCGACACUAUUGAUAAUGUCAAAGCAAAGAUUCAAGACAAAGAGGGCAUCCCACCAGACCAGCAGAGGCUUAUAUUUGCUGGAAAACAACUUGAAGAUGGCCGCACACUUGCAGACUACAAUAUUCAAAAAGAGUCUACCCUCCAUCUUGUGCUCCGUCUCCGUGGGGGGAUGCAAAUCUUUGUGAAGACAUUGACCGGCAAGACCAUCACCUUGGAGGUUGAGAGCUCAGAUACAAUUGAUAACGUGAAGGCGAAAAUCCAGGACAAAGAGGGAAUCCCACCAGAUCAACAGCGUUUGAUUUUUGCUGGAAAGCAGUUGGAGGAUGGAAGAACCCUGGCUGACUACAACAUCCAGAAGGAGUCCACCCUUCACCUCGUUCUUCGUCUUCGUGGUGGUUUUUGAAUUGUGGUGGUGUGUUCUAGGGCUUUGAGCCCUGCUAAAAAUUUCUGAAUCUUUGUUUUAUUUAAGUUUACAUUUUAUGUGCCUGUGUGCUGAAAGACAGUACAUUUCCUGUUCUUGAGGGAUAUUUAAGUUUUUUAUAUUUCAAUGUUUUUAUGUGGAAUGACCUUUAUUCCAUUAAAACAAGAAAUGUAUAUUACUGCAUGUUUAGAUGUGCUUAUUUCUAAACUUCUUGUUAGUAA